AUGUCCGACUACAACAAACAGACUGUCGCGCAGCUUCGACAGCUGCUCAAGGACCGCGGCAUUCCUAGCACUGGACUCACGCGGAAAGCGCAGAUCGUAGAGAAGUUGGAGGAAGCAGAUGGCGCUGGUGCAGAAGCUUCAGAUGCGCCAACAGCGAACGAGAAUGUCGCAGAUGCGCCGCUAGAUCCUGUCGGCCCGGUCGAACCAGAGGCAGGACAAGAUGCGCAGACAACUCAAUCACAAGUCCCGGGGCCUGCACUUUCUGAUGCUGGAGGUAUGCGUACAAUGCUUUCCGUGGUGCACUGGACAUUGGCUAAUGCGAUGGCAGAACCAAAAGAGUACUUGUCGCGAGAGACUGAACCCACAAUACUUCCGCCAACCUCAGACCGGCUACCAGAGAACGUAUCACACAUUGAUAGUGAUGAGCCACCACCGAACACGAUCAAGGCAAUGGAACACUCGGCCGAGGACUCGACAAAUGCAGAAGAAGCGAGCACCAUCCAGCCUGCAGCAGUCUUCAGUGCGCCGCCUGCAGAUCCUGAAGAUGUUGUGGGACCACGAGUCACUGAACCGGCCGACGAAGAGUCGAAAGUGGAAAAACAAGAAGUCUCCGAUCCUGAUGAGUUGCCUGAUGCGCCUGGACCGGCUGCCGAGGCGCUGCAUCUGACGCAGCAGGACUCUGAUUUGCCAGAAGAGGUCAAAGAUACGGUAUUGGAAGACAAGGUCAAGAGCGAGCAGCCGUCGGUUGAGGGAUCGGAGCCACUUGCAUUGCCAGAGCAGUCAACGCAGACGUCGAGACUAAAUACAGAGGAGCUCGAGGCCGAUUCGAGAAAACGCAAGCGAAGAAGUGGUUCACCAGAUCAGCCUCUGCAAGACAUCAAGGCGAAGAAACAUCGGCCGAUUCAGGAUCCAGCGCCAGAGGUCCAUCUCAAGGAAGAUGACGACGUCGUCAUGAGUCAGAGACAGCCUGAAGAAAGUGAUGCUGUGACGGGAAUAGAUGAGCACGCGGACGCCAACCACGAUCUGCCAGCAGAGUCCGAGUCCCCAACCACGCAUCUGGACACUAAGCGCGAAAAGAAAGAGAACACCUCUCGAUACAAGGAUCUAGUCAAAUCUAACUCAGAUGAUCGGCCAAUUGAGGCUAUAACAGACGACAGGCCCACCAUUCCUGCCCUCCACCCAGUAACAUCUGCCCUCUACAUUCGUAACUUUAUGCGGCCUCUACGUCCUGAGCCGCUACGCGCCCACCUAAUUUCACUUGCCUCCCCACCAUCAAGCUCACCGGACUCUUCGAUUAUCAAAUCACUCUUCCUCGACGCGAUGAAAACCCACGCCCUUGUCCUCUUCACCAGCACGACCGCUGCAUCCCGUGUCCGCGCCUCUCUCCACGGUUCCAUCUGGCCACCAGAGGGCAAUAGGAAAGAACUCUGGGUUGACUUCAUCCCCUCCGACCGCGUAGAAGCCUGGAUCAAAGAGGAAGAAGACGCCAUCCUCGCGGACAAAGAAGCCCGAGCAAGCGGCCGCUCUGCACCCGCAAAGCGUUUCGAAGUCGUCUACAGCACAUCCGAAGACGGCGAAACAACCGCAAAUUUCCAAGAAGUAGGCUCUAAUGCGCCGGCCAACGCGCCCCGGGGUCCCCGCGCCAGCAUUCAUGUACAUGGCGGCCCGUCUACCUCGCUCCCUACACCCACAACCCUCCCAUCUGCAGACCCCACCCGUCCAGACAUCACCGCGCCGUUCAAAACCCUAGAUGAACUCUUCGCUUCCACAAUAGCCAAACCGCAACUCUUCUACCUCCCUGUGUCUGACGAGAUUUCCAGUCUCCGCCUCAAGGAACUCGAUGCGGAAACAAGUCGGGAUUGGGUGCCGGACGAGACGAGAAAGGGGAGAGGUAUCAAGAUGGAGGUGAAGUAUAAGUAUAGUUUUGAUGAGGAGGAUAGGAUGGUGGAGGUUGGGGUGGAUAGAGGGCCGUGGAGUGAGGGGUAUGCUACGCGAGGGGGACGGGGGAGGAGAGGAGGAGGGAGACGGGGUGGUGCUUGGAGGAGUAGAGGGGAUACGUGGAGAGGAUGA
Plenodomus lingam JN3 is the source of this 2070-nucleotide messenger RNA. The record is from RefSeq and is a predicted model, not a curated record. Lineage: Eukaryota; Fungi; Ascomycota; Dothideomycetes; Pleosporales; Leptosphaeriaceae.